This is a messenger RNA of Cladophialophora carrionii CBS 160.54, 1011 nucleotides long. RefSeq lists its product as uncharacterized. NCBI's taxonomy places the organism in Eukaryota, Fungi, Ascomycota, Eurotiomycetes, Chaetothyriales, Herpotrichiellaceae. The record is from RefSeq and is a predicted model, not a curated record. The transcript has 2 exons. The coding region runs from base 1 to 1011 and encodes 336 amino acids.
AUGGCACAAGCACCUCCCACUCUUGGGCGGAAAUCGUCAGCACCAUGGGACAGGUUGCGUCCAGUCAGGCAAGACCCGCUCGAGAGCAUGGGCUUCGUCUCAAAGGGUGAUAACAGGUUGCUCGAUCCCAAGACGCAAGAGAGCUUCUACAACAAAAUUGUCGCUCGCUAUAUGCAAUUCUGCACCCAGCACGCCAAAGCCCUCGAUAGCGCCUUCGCAUCGCUAUCGGUAGAAGAGGCUCAGUUCCCGACCACAGCUCCAGUCAGAAACCAGGCUGUCAGCGCGACGCAUCCUCCCCCCGUCCGAGCGCCGAGUCCUCAUCAACAAGACUUUCCAGCGCCUGUGCACGCCCCGGCGACCGUGGGUCCCUCGGCGUCCGCCUCAGCCGAGCUGUCUACCAUUAUCCUAGCACUGCGGAAACUCCGAGAAGGCCUUCUUGCCAGCUCUGCGUCAGCGCAAAACCCCGUCUUCUCCCAACGAGUGCACGUGUUCAAUAUCAGAGCGGCUAUCCUAGCACUUCAUCCAGAGGGCUAUCACCCAUCUCUCCUACAUCUGCUGACUACACUGCACACCUCUGAGCAUCCUUUGCCGAGAUCUGAGCUGGUUGAGAUGAUUACUUACCUCAUUCUCGACACUGCGAUUCGACAGAAUGACCUUACCUCAGCAUACGCGUUGAGAUACAAGUGUCAAGUGCGGAUCGGGUUCAGGAGCAGAGUAGUGGACAGCAUUUUGAAAUCGAUUGUCAUGGGUAAUUGGGUGGCUUUCUGGCGCGUGCGACAUAAAGUCGACGGGUACGUCCGAGCCAUCCUUCACUGGCAUCUCGAAUCGCAGCGUAGAAUGGCCCUCAAAGCCAUCGGUCGAGCAUAUUAUUCCUGCGACGCUAGAUGGAUCCUUCGGAGCUCCACUGGCGGCGAAAUGAGCUGGGAUGAACUUGUCCGAGCAGAAGACGUGGGCUGGAUGCGGGAUGGAGACCGGGUUAUGAUCAGGAAACCGAAGGCCAAGGCCGGCUAA